AGCCGCCAUUCCCGCGCGGACUCGGCAAAGGAAUCUUUUGUCUCUUGUUCGAACUCCGUCUCGGUCUCUAAACAGCUCGACGCAAUCUACGCACCUCGCUGCCACUGCCGGCUCCAUUGACUGUCUGCGCUGGCACGGCACCAUAUCUCCCAGCACGAUGGUCUCCCCUUUCUGCUGGGGCUGCCUUUCGAGGCUCCGUCCGGGGCCACGAACCAUGUUGCUGCCGCAGCCGUCAACGAUGCCUCGAGCGGCGGCCUUUCACACCUCGACCCCAUUGUACGCUCCGCCGCUGAAGAAGAAGUCCAAGAGUAUGGAAGGACCGGCAAAAUACCGUCAGGCGAAGUCAGCCAGGAUGAAGAAGAAGAAGCAGGUCGACCGUCCUCGUCCGCCAGCUGUCGGUGAGCGGAGGGCGCUUCGCAAGCGCAUUGUCCUGAGCAAUCCCAACGCUCUGGAAGUGCAAGGCAUGCCAGACCUGUCUGUCGAGAAUAUGCUUGAUGCGCGGGUUCGAGGUUCUGUUGUCGGACUGCCCGUGCCCAUGUUGGACCAAUUGAGGGCUGUGCAGGCCUUCAAGCCUACGCAAGGAUGGUCGAUAUUCCGCCGGCCGGGAACCGUCGUGAGACGGGAAACGCUAGAGAUGGGAAGACUAUUCGAGAAGGUCGACAGUGAAGGACCGGACAAGGGUAAGGUGUUCAAGAGGAUCAUUACGGGCAUGAGAGGCACAGGCAAGAGUGUGCAGCUGCUACAAGCCAUGGCUAUGGGCUUCCUGAGGAAGUGGGUUGUCAUUACAGUUCCUGAACCACAGGACCUUGUCAUCGCGCACACUAGUUAUGGCCCUCUUCCUGACUCGAAUCCGGUUCAGUACGUCCAGAACGAUGCCACCGCCGCGCUGCUUUCCCGCACCGUGACUGCCAACGAAAAGGUCCUCUCUGGGCUGCAGAUCUCCCGCGAACACCCUGCCUUGAAGUCGCUCGUCAAGCCCGGAAUGACCCUGACGGAGCUGGCGAAGCUGGGCGUUCAGGAUUCGAGUCUAGCCUGGCCUGCCUUCCAGGCCCUCUGGUCCGAACUCACUGCAACUGCCCCAGGAAAUGUCAACCCUGACAAGUUCAAAGCCCGACCUCCGAUGGUGGUCACGGUUGAUGGUCUUGCGCACUGGAUGCGCGAUUCCCAGUACCGCAGCGCCGAGUUCGAGCCCAUUCACGCUCAUGACCUGGUCUUUGUGAAGCACUUCUUGUCCCUGCUCCAGCCCGGAGGUGCGACUCCAUCCCUGCCUAAUGGUGGUCUUGUCCUCUACGCGACUUCCGCCUCCAACAACCCCACCAUCUACAGCUUCGGCAUCGCUCUCAAGCAGCUGGCUGCUCGUCAAGCUGGUGUGGAUCCUUCGUCUCCGGAGUUCCCUCGCCCGGAUCCUUACGCGAAGAUCGACGAGCGCGUGCUGAAGCUCUUCGACUCUGCGAAGCCCGCUUCUGCCAAAGAGGACGCCCUCCAGCUGCAGACGCUCAAUGGACUCUCGAGAGACGAGGCCAGAGGGUUCAUGGAGUACUUUGCCCGCAGCGGUCUCCUCCGUGAGAGGGUGACGGAGGAGUGGGUUGGUGAGAAGUGGAGUUUGGCCGGUGGAGGUGUCAUCGGAGAAUUGGAGAAGCUAGGUCGCCGCUUGCGAGUAAUGGCCUAAAUGCAACCGCCCAUGGACAUGAAUCCAUAAUGAAGGACUAACGUCGGCCCUACAUUGAGGCCAGCAUAUCACGUCUUCCUUCCUCUUAUCCCUAGAGCACCAUCAUGAGAUCUGUUCGAUUUUCUACGGACUCAUAUUUCUUCGGGUCUUUGGGAUAAGAUGCCUAUUUUUUUCUGUACUUUAAUCUCCUAGCCUUAUGUAGUUUCUCGUCUGUGUGUGUAUCGGUAUUUGUAUACAAUGAAAUCUGGGAAAAGAAGUAUAAAUAGAAUUCUACACGCUGCUCC
Messenger RNA from Paecilomyces variotii, 1953 nucleotides. RefSeq names its product putative mitochondrial ribosomal protein DAP3. Gene Ontology annotation, cellular component: mitochondrial small ribosomal subunit. The transcript is spliced from 2 exons. Bases 158 to 1669 code for a protein of 503 amino acids. The record is from RefSeq and is a predicted model, not a curated record. Gene Ontology annotation, molecular function: structural constituent of ribosome. Lineage: Eukaryota; Fungi; Ascomycota; Eurotiomycetes; Eurotiales; Thermoascaceae.